Notolabrus celidotus (New Zealand spotty) is the source of this 3591-nucleotide messenger RNA. It is a transcript of the gene otoa, whose product is annotated as otoancorin. The transcript is spliced from 28 exons. The record is from RefSeq and is a predicted model, not a curated record. Lineage: Eukaryota; Metazoa; Chordata; Actinopteri; Labriformes; Labridae. Bases 1 to 3402 code for a protein of 1133 amino acids. Gene Ontology annotation, biological process: cell-matrix adhesion. Gene Ontology annotation, cellular component: cell surface.
AUGGCUCCGAAAGGAGGAACAUUUUUCCUCCUUCUCAUAGUGACCUGUGCAGCUUUAGCUUUGAGACCAGAUAGGAUGCUGAAAAAGAAACUGGACGUCAAAUACAUGGCCAAAAAAAUGAUGAAGGUGUGCCAGAACAAGGGAUACACGAAGCCUCCCAUGGCACUGCUGAAAACUGUGUUUGACAAAAGUGAGCCUUCAACGGACAGAAACAUGGACGAAUCCACAUCCCUCCUGGCUCCUUUUCUUGAACUCCUGGGCUCAGUUGUUCCUGGUGAAGACUCACUUAGCCGAGUUCCCUCUGAUGACAAGGACGACAUGAAAAAUGAGAUGAUGAAUACCACCGAUCUUCCAAACGUGAUCAAGCGGAUGAGGAACUCCUCUGAAUCAUCUGCAUGCUACAUGGAAGCAUUUGUCGGCCCUCUGUCAUGGACAACUUUGGCUAAAAGUGAUGCAAAAAACAUGGAUUCAGACAAGUACGACGCACUUCUGUCGACUGCCAAACCUGUGGUGCUGGGCAUGCCUUCUACAAGAGUGAACUUCCCAGACAAAUUAGAGGGACGAGACAUGAAAAAGUGGAUGAAGAUGCUGACGGAGUUGUACAGUGUCAUGUCUGAAGAAAAAAAGACCAAGGUGUUGAAAUGGGCAAAAGAGCAGAUCACCCAGAACUACUUCAACUGUACGACAAUGCCAAAGGCUGCCUCAAAAUCAAUGAAGAUGGAGCAAUGCAAACGUUCACUGAAAUGGCUGAACUCCGAUGCUUUGGAAGCCUUGGGGCCUUUCCUCGCUGGUUUAAAAACAGGAGAUGUUGACGCUUCUCCCAAAGAAAAGCUGUGUGAAUUUUACAGCUCAGUCAAGUUCAAAGCCGCCUUCAGUUUUGUCAUGGAGAUGAAGCCCAGCCUGGCCAAGAAGUUUCUGCAAAGAUUUCAAGAGUGCUUCCCUGAAGAGAAGGAAUUUGCAGAGCAAUUGGAGAAACUCGGCAAAUUGGCCUGUUAUUAUCAACCCCCUCAAAAGCUGACUUCUGACCUCAGCAAGAAACUCCUCCCUCAGCUUGAGCAAUGUGAUGACGGCGACAAUUACCGAAUCAAAAAGCUGAAGAUGGUCCUUGUCAGCAAUUUGAACAUUUCUCAAGCACUUCAAGAGCCGGGCAUCAGUAUCAACUUAUUUUCUGCUAAACAACUGUCCACGAUGUCUUCCGCUGCUAUCAAGGAGGCUCUGAAAAAAAUGAGAUCAGAUGUCAGAUUGAAAGCUAAGCAGCAGCAAGCACUGGUCAAGAAAUUCCUGGGGAAUAAGAAGUGUAAAAAUGUGACAAAUGAGGAGCUGAUGGACCUUUUUCCAGUCGCAGGAGGUUUGCCAAGAUGUUUACUGAAGCAAUACAAAGCAAGAAAGAUCCUGAAUAAUACAGAGGGCCUGGAGAAAAUCAGCAAGGGGUUGAGGAAGGGGCAGUUAAAGAGCUUGCUACAGGGGCUGAGUAUGGAUGUGGAUCCCUCAGAGCUGGUGGAGAAGCUGCCUGAGCCUUUGCUUCGCAGGGUGUCUCUGAAUUUCCUGGAGAAAGCAAAUAUCAAAACUUUGGAAAAACUGAAGGAUAAAAAAUGGAGUGUGGCCCAGGCAUCAUUACUGGUGAAAAAGAUGUAUAACAAGAAGAUGUUAGAGUUCAGGAAGCUCCGCUCACUUCUUAAAGGAAUAACCUGUAAGAUGAUUCAAAACAUAUCCGACAGCGACAUCCAAGACAUGACUCAAAACACAGCAGAGACUGCACAGAGGCUGUCUAAAGUGCAGGCAGGAUGUGCUGCCAGAAGGCUUUUUGCAAGCUUGGAAAAAAUACGAGCUGACUAUUUCAAAACCAUCACAGAGGAGGAGAUGAAAGGGAUUCCCACUGAUUUGCUUCUACACCUGCCGUCGAGGAAGGUGAAGGAUCUGCCUGACUCUGUGUGCCCUGUCCUCCUUGAGAUGAUGGAAGAGGCCAACCUGAGUUCAUUGUCUCUCCGUGCCCCAUCCCGCCCUGCACUCACCAAGAAAGCUCUGUUUUGCCUUGCAAAUGGGACAGACUUAUCUGUACUAACCAUUGAGAAUGUUAAGAUGCUGGGACCUUUCCUCUGUGAGCUUGCACCUUCCCAACUGCGCCUCAUGGGCCCUGAUGUCCUCAACAGUAUCCUCGAGGCAAUGGCUUUCUGCCAGCACAUUCCCCAGGGCCACAGGGCAGAUCUACUUCAGCUGGUCAUCAAGAAUUAUGGGGAUGUGGCUAAUUGGUCGUCUGAGACCAUGGAAGCACUUGGCUUUUUCCUAGCUUUUGAUGACAAUGCCAUAUCUGCUCUGCCAAAUGAGCCAUGGAUGAAAUCUGCCCUACAAUACCUGGAGAAGCGCCUACCCCACACCCCCACCACCAUGAAAAAGAAAAUCUUCGACCUUACCGUUGAAAGCAAUGCAUCACGUAGGAAGAGAGCAGUGAGUAAAGUACCCACUGCAGAGCAGAUUGAAAAGCUGGGAUCUGGCAAUGUCUUCUGGGAACCUGCACAGCUUGAACAGAUUUCAACACAAACUUUUGCUGAUACUUUGGAAACACUUAGGAGUGUCUCUGACUACAGUGGCAACCAACUGGCUGCCCUCAGUAAAAAGGCAGUUGAGUUCUUUGGCCCAGUGUCCGGUAUGACUGAGACUGUGUUGAUGCAGCUGGGAUGUAUAACUCAGGGCUUCUCCAAAGAAGACCUGCAGACACUCCCUUUCUCACUGGACACCCUGGAGGAAGUUGCCAAUUGUGGCUGGAAAGAGUCAAAGAUGGAGCCAGUGUGGAGGGCUGUCGCUAAGUACAACAACUUGACAGCAGAGCAGCUAGGAGAUGCAGAGUUGGUCUCAUUGAACCAGUUCAUCUGUGGGAUGAGCUCCAGUGAAAUCAUGCAGAUCAACAAGGACGCCUUCAAGGAGGCUGUAGACUCCAUGAAUGAUAUUCAGUGCUCCUUCAAGGGUAUACAGAAGUUGAGAAGUCUUUCUGUGUCUGCAUUUGGACCUCCCAGCGAAUGGACUGAAGCACACGUGUCUACCCUUGGAAACCUUGUUGCCGGGUUAAAGUCCACAGAUCUGGCCUCUUUAGACCCACCAGUCCUCUCAUUUCUCAGCACAUCCAGCAUCGAGCUCAUACCACCUGAAAACUUUGCUGCACUCUCUACUAGUCAGCUGAUGGCUCUGGGACCUGACAAUGCUGUAGUGGUGACCAGUGAACAGCGGUCUGCUCUGAGAGACGAUCAAAAGUCUGCUCUUGACAGUGCCAUAACUGGAACUGAGGCUGAUUCUCGUACCGAAACACCAAAACCUGCAGGGUCAGGAGCUCCAGCCCUGACGGUCGAGGGGAUCUUGUCCUUCAUGAAGCCUCUUCUGUUCCUCCUCAUGGGCGUUCUGUUGCUGUGAGAACAGAGAGCCAGCAGAGUCAAACUGCCACACACACACACACACACACACACACACACACACACACACACACACACACACACACACACUCUCAUAUCUCGCCAUUACAUCGUCAUACUGCAGUUUGACAAUAUGUAAUUCUUCUGCUUUAAUGUGUCUCAGAUUGAUUUCAAUUCUGUCUCACAUUGG